Messenger RNA from Tetranychus urticae (two-spotted spider mite), 858 nucleotides. The record is from RefSeq and is a predicted model, not a curated record. NCBI's taxonomy places the organism in Eukaryota, Metazoa, Arthropoda, Arachnida, Trombidiformes, Tetranychidae.
AUGGCUCCUCAAAUUGAAAACAUUGAAACAUUUAUUGAAAAUGUGUCCAUCUAUUCAACUGAAGCCAUGAAGACGGUUCGAGAUGGUUUAAGGUCCUUUACAGAUUCAAAUGAAAUCGAUAAAGGUUUGUUGACUCGAUUAAUGUCUGAUGACAAUUUACUGUGUCGUUAUAUGAAGCGUCGUCGAGGUGAUCCAAGUGAAUCCAUCAAAUUCAUUGUCAAUACACUGCAGUGGAGACACGAUUUGGGUUUGGACAAUUUGGAUGAACAGACAUUUCCAAAGGAACUGUAUGAAUCUGGAGGAUUAUUCAUUUCGGGACAAGACAUUCAGGGUAACUCUGUUCUUCACAUUCGAGUUUCUCAUUUCUAUAAGAUACCAGAAUUGGUUGAUUUGGUUAAAAAAUUUGUUGUCCAUCACAUGUACAAGGCUGAUGAGCUGGGCUCUCUACGGUUUCCCUCAACUGGAGGUUGGAUUCUUGUCUUUGAUUGUUCAAAUGCUUCCUUGGCUCAGGGUGACCCAGAAAUGUUGAGCUUCAUUAAUUACAGUUUGAAAAAUUACUUUCCAUCAGGACAGAAGUACAUUGUCAUAAUUAACUUGAAUUGGGUUCUUCGAGCGAUCAAAUCUCUAGCAUUCACUUGGUAUCCAGCAGCGGUUAAGAACCGAAUCAAGUUUUGUUCAAGUAAAGAGAUAACUGAUUAUAUUCCAAAGUCGGAAUUGCCUGAUUAUUUGGGUGGACCAGUUAAACAAUACCGACAAUCGCCCAAAAACUGUAUAACUUUGGAUUCACUGCGAUCAAAGGGCCAACUGAGUGGUCAAUCAUAUGAUAAAAUCAUGAGGAUUUUGGCUGCUGCUAAUUGA